AUGAUGCUUGGAGAGGACUGGGCGAGCGACGGUCACCCCAGCAGCCCCCAGCCGCCCGCCUCCCCUGCCUGCCGCCCCGUCCCCCGCUCGCACCAGGAAGAGUUGGCGGAGGCGGAUCGGCGAGGCACCACUUCAGACCGCAAACGCAAGCACCGGCAAGAACCGACCACAGGGAUUCUUACCGCUGAAACCGCACCGCACCCGAUCCUGACUCCCAAACGCCAGCGCCGCGCCGCCCCCACCUCCUCCAGCUCGACGCCCGCUCUGGCCCCGCUCCGAACGGAAGAUUUAGAGCUCUCGCCGUGCAGCUCGCCGCCAGCCGCCGCCCCUCCACCGCCGUUCAAGGUUCUGUGCCGUGUGGGACUCCUUGACUUGGCUCAGACCUCGAAGGUGCAUGAGAGGGAAGGAGAGACUGAGAGAACUGGCAACGCUGCGGCCUGCAAGCUAAUCCAGCCCGUCCAGUCCAACCCUACGCCCCCUCCGUCCCCUACCACGGCUACUCUCCCACCCAUCCUUGCCUCCACCCCUCCCCCCACCUGA
This is a messenger RNA of Eriocheir sinensis (Chinese mitten crab), 540 nucleotides long. RefSeq lists its product as uncharacterized. The transcript is spliced from 4 exons. The record is from RefSeq and is a predicted model, not a curated record. The coding region runs from base 1 to 540 and encodes 179 amino acids. NCBI's taxonomy places the organism in Eukaryota, Metazoa, Arthropoda, Malacostraca, Decapoda, Varunidae.